Molecule: messenger RNA, 522 nt
Organism: Cyphellophora europaea CBS 101466
Lineage: Eukaryota; Fungi; Ascomycota; Eurotiomycetes; Chaetothyriales; Cyphellophoraceae
Exons: 2
Coding region: 1-522 (173 amino acids)
Biological process (GO): telomere capping
Cellular component (GO): CST complex
Molecular function (GO): single-stranded telomeric DNA binding
Source: RefSeq, a predicted model, not a curated record
AUGAAUGGACCCUCGACCAGUGCGCCUGCGCCUUCUACUCACAUCUUCGUCCACGAGCUUCGACGACAGCGCACGGGCAGCAAGGUGAGGUUCUUAUGCUAUCUUCGAGAAUACGAUGCCGCUAAAGGCCAACUACUCGUUGAGCAUGCCUAUCCUCAUGAUGCAACCGAACCUGCACGUGCCAGCAUCGACGUGAACAUGGUUCUGGAAACGGCGAGGCGGGAUCUUAUGACCGAUGGGCGCUGGCUGAAUGUCAUUGGCUACGUGCUGAGCGGACCACAAGAGAAAAAGAGGAAGAGCACGAAUGCUGGUAAUGCGCAAUCUACUUCAAAGGAGGUGCCUUUGCCUAUAGUACAGGCAGUGCUACUUUGGGACGCCGGCGCGAUCAACGUUGACGAGUACGAGCGCGUCCUGCAAAAGCAUAUGGAAGUAAGGGCACAAGCUCGGGUCAUGCUGGACAAUGCUUGCAAGGCAGAGGCAAGGAAGGAGCAAGAGAAGAAGGCCACAAUUCCGAAGCCGUGA